Anopheles marshallii is the source of this 1413-nucleotide messenger RNA. It is a transcript of the gene PQBP1, whose product is annotated as mediator of RNA polymerase II transcription subunit 1.1. The record is from RefSeq and is a predicted model, not a curated record. Gene Ontology annotation, molecular function: protein binding. The coding region runs from base 1 to 1413 and encodes 470 amino acids. The transcript has 2 exons. Lineage: Eukaryota; Metazoa; Arthropoda; Insecta; Diptera; Culicidae.
AUGACGCUACCGGAGGCACUUCUGAAGCGCCUUGCCAAACGUGGCAUCAUACCAGAAGGCAACAGCAAGCAAAAUAGUGCCGUAACAAAUGAAACUCAUCCACCGAAAGGAACGUCCACCGCGGAAGGUGAUUCGGACCGUGACCGCGACCGAGAUUCGGACAACUCGUCCGAACGAAGCUCCGACGGGAAUGGUGACGAUACUGACGAUGUAGAUGAGGAUCGACGCGAAACAGAGACCAUCAACGAAGAAAUCAUCGCCGAAGAUUACGACGAGUACGAUCAGGUCAAUCCGGAUUCGUUCGAGUAUGCGUCCAAGAAGAAAAAUACCGCUGCGAUAGGCUGGACGGAAAAGAUGAAGCAGAAGAUGACCAAACGAUACGGCUACCAGUCGGUGGACGGUUGUCAGAACAAGUAUAACAUCUAUCACCUCUGCACAAUGUACUGCGUUAAGCGGUUCGGGGAGGUAGAGUUCGAGAUCGAGAAGGAGUACGAGAAACGCGUCAAACGGUUGCUCGAGCGCUAUCCGUUGCCGAAAAACUGGCGCAAGGAGUACGACAUUGGGUGUAAAGCGUUCUAUUUCUACAAUAAGGAUACGCGUGUGGUGUCCUGGUUGCCACCGACCCACCCGGAUGCGAAGCUUACCAAGAGCGCUAAAUUGUUGCGCCACGAGUUGAUGGAAGAGCAAAAACAAAAGGAAGCCGCAAGUGAAGCAGCUCCACCGACGGUCGUUGUGGAAAGUUACCCACCGACGGCGAUACCAGCAACGAAACCACUGAUAGGUCCGGCUAACACAGCUAGUCAGAUGGUUCCGGCGGUCACGGGACCGGGGGCGGAAAAUCUUAAACCACCCGUUGUAAAUCCUCCGAAGCGGCCGCUCAAACAAUCGGGCGGCAGGGAUGAUGAGAAACGGUCGCGUACGUUCUCGUCUGGGAAUGAACCUGGGGCUGUGGGUGAUGCGACAAUAUCCGAGACAGAGCGGGAUCGUGACUAUCGCGACCGUAACCGAGAUAGACGUGAUCGUGAUCGAAGAGGUGAUCGUGAUCGUAGUCCAGUAAGAGGUGAAGACAAUCGGUUUGGAUCACGCGAUCGGAACCGCGAGCGUGACCGGGACCGGGAGUAUCAUCAUCGUGAUCGUCGUCCGCCUCGCGGACCGCCAAAAUCGGCACCGCUCGAUCCAAUGGAUCCGGCCGCAUAUUCCGAUAUACCGCGUGGCACUUGGUCGGCAGGUCUGGAAACAGCCUCAUCCGCUGCCGGUACAAAGAAGGAAAAGGACGAACGUAAAACCAAACAGUCGAAACAGGACGAUCAAGAUGGUGCGGACGAUGAUGAGGAGGGUGCGCAUGAGGUGCUUAAAAUUUCGGCCGUUAAAGAAUUCCACCAGGAGGACGAGGACGAUGACGAGAUGGAUUGA